AUGGCCAGACAGCCACCACAACCAUUUAUGGUUAUAGCUCUAAGACCGCUUGAAAUUCGCAGUUGUGUUUUGACAGGAAGCCAAUCGCAAUGGAAGAAACGCAGACUCCGAUGGGAGAGUCGAUUCGCACCUCAUGCGAGCGAUGUCGCCGUCGCAAGAUCAAAUGUGAUCGCAAAAGACCCUGCUCUCGAUGUGUCAAGGCCGGCAAGGAAUGCAUUCUGCAAGGCACCGGGGAAAAGCAACGGUAACCCGCAAAUUUCUAUACUUUUCCCCUACUCUACUAGAACUGACUUAUUCUCACACCACAGCCCAGUGUCAAAGAGCUACGUGACUGCCCUCGAGGGCCAGAUUGCCGCGCUCGAGCAAGUCAUCCGCCGGCUCGCCCAGGCCGACGGUGCAGAGCGUGACGAGAUUCUGGCUCAGCUCCCGGCUUUGUCCGUUGCUGCCGCUCCAGACGGUGGCGGCAGCGGCGGCUCGGGACCGGAAAAGACGGAAACGCCGCCGGAUCCCAGCGUCGUCGCUGCACGCCUCCGAUCAGGCCAGCUCCGGCGGUUGCACCCCAGCCAGGGCGCGCAGUUUUUUGGCGGCACCAGCUUCCUGCAGAUGCAUCUCUCCCGCGAGUCGUCGAUGCCGGCGGGCAGCACCUCGUCGCCGCUCCCGCCGCCCGUCGUAGGCAGCACGCCCCAGGACGCGGGUUUUGAUCCCGCUGCCCUACCUUCCGUCGCCAUGCCCUCCGUAGGCCUCGUCUCGGAGUCGGAUGAGUCGCCGCCGCCGCCGCCGCCGCCGCGCAGCAGCAGCGCGUUUCAGUACGCGCCGCACGACGAAAUGUCGCAGAAGCUCAUGGCGACGUUUUUCAAGGAGCAGUACCAGUACAGCAUGAUUGUCUACCGCGAGUACUUUUUGCGCGACUACGACGUCGGCUCCGGCCAGCACUACUCGGAUGUGCUGCUCUACGCCAUCUGCGCACUCGGCGCGCUGCAGCACGACGACACGCUCAACGUGUCCGAUGUCUUUGCCGGCCAGGCGCAGGCGCUCCUCUACGGCUCGCUCGACAGCCCAGACUUGACGCUACUGCAGGCGUUGGUGUUGCUGGGCUACCGCGAGAUUGCGGUCGGGCGGGCGUCCAAGGGCUGGCUGUUUUGCGGCAUGGCGUUUCGGCUCGCGCACGAGAUGGGACUACACCUGGACCCGAGCAAUUGGGAGGGCGGGUCGGACGGCAACGGCGGCGGCGGCGUGAUUGUGCACCGGGACCGUGAGAUAUUGCGGCGCGUGUAUUGGGCCGUCUUCGUGGCGGACAAGCAGCUGAGCCUGUACUUUGGCCGGCCGCCCGCGCUGUACCCCAACGAGUCGGACGUGCGCAACACGAUUCGGCUGCAGUAUCCGCCCGACUGGCAGGGCCUGCUCGAGACGUAUCUAUGCGAAAAGGUGUCGGCGACCGAGUUCGAGGACGGCGUGGCGCUGGUUGGGUCGUUCAUCUACCGCGCGGAGCUGUCCAAGAUUAUCCACGUCAUGAUCACGGACCUAUUCGAGAAUCGGCGUGGCGACUCGGACCCGGCUGUCGUGGCGGCAAAGUCGCGCCAGAUUCACGUCUCGCUCACAAAGUGGCUGUCCAGCUUGCCAGGCACAGUGCACUGGAAUCAGUGGACCGUGGGCAAGGUGCCGCCGUCGGUACUGCAUUUACAGCCACCCUCCAACAUGUUUGACAAGCCCGGCAUCGCCGAGAGCGAAGACGUCGAAAUCUGCUACGAGUCGCUGCAGGCGAUUCAGCGCUUGAUGCGCAGCUUCUCGCGCUUCUACCGAUACCGCUCGCUGCCUUUGGAUUUCGUGCAGACGCUGGCGACGGCGACAGGCAUCGUGCUGAUGCGACGAUACCUGCUCAAGGCUUCGUGGACGGACCCCGAGGUUGAGCGGUCUGUCUCGCUGCUGCUGGACGCCAUGAACGAGAUUCAAAACACGUGGCCGCCGGUGCGCGAGAUUCGAGACACGCUGGUGCGGGCGCAGCAGAGCCAGGCAGUGCUGCCUCCUGACGUGCCGUUCGCGGGCAAUGACUUGAUGACGGGGAUGCAUUUCGAUGUCGCGGCCAUGGGCGAUUUUAUGCCAGCCUUUGGUAGUGGUGGUGGUGGUGGUGGUGGUGGUGAGGGGGCAGAUGAGGAUAUCGAGGCGCUGAUUACGGAUGAAUUUUUGAGUGCACAGCUGCAGACGACUGAGGAGAUGCUCCAGCCGUUUGACUUUAAUCAGCCUCCGGAGAUGAGUUAG
This is a messenger RNA of Beauveria bassiana ARSEF 2860, 2256 nucleotides long. RefSeq names its product transcription factor. The record is from RefSeq and is a predicted model, not a curated record. Gene Ontology annotation, biological process: DNA-templated transcription. The transcript has 7 exons. Gene Ontology annotation, molecular function: DNA binding; zinc ion binding. The coding region runs from base 1 to 2256 and encodes 751 amino acids. Lineage: Eukaryota; Fungi; Ascomycota; Sordariomycetes; Hypocreales; Cordycipitaceae.